UUGUGUUUUUCUCUUCUGGGUCGGUUUUUUAAUGCUCAGAAAAUAUAGGAAGCGAGAAAAAAUUAAUUUUUUUUUUAUUUGGCUUUUCAAUUUUUAAAUGGUAUUCUAAUCUGUGUUGUUCCGUUUGUGUAUAAUGAUUGAAACUUAAUGGGACAGUGACUUAGAAUCUGAGAUUAUUGAACAAUCUUGUCUAGUAGUUUUAGAUUAUAAUCAAGCUCUUAUACACUGUUAUAUGUUGAUGACUUUAUUUAUCCCUCUAUAAGAAUCAACAUAUUUGUAUAUUAAUUAGUAUAUGUACAUUUUGGUGCAUUUGCAUUACUAAUAAAAUUAAAAGUAGUGUUACAGUAAUAAGCUAGCUUGUUAUGUCAGAUCUGAAUGUGAUCUGAACUGUUUUAGCAGUAUGCUAAACAAGCAUGAUUUUGUGAUACCAUCCAACUUAACUGUCUUAUGUAUAUGGUGUAAAAUGGGCAAGUAGUUUUAGGAUUUUAAUUUUAAAAUUUGAGUUUUCGAUUUGGGAUUGUUUGUUAUUUAUUAGGGAUUUUAUCCUAUUUUGGAUUAUCUUAUUUUAGUAUAGAAUUGGGUUAUCUUAUUAAGGUGUUUGGUUGUUUUGGGUUUAUAAAUAGGCUAUCAGUGUAAAUAUUUGACACACCUUUUUUGCAUAAUGAUAUGGUAUUGUGAUUUUCUUUUCUUCAGAGAGCAUAUGAUACCCUUGUUAGAGAAGUACUCUGCCGUAGGGGAGUAUUCUAGGUUUAUUAUUCUACAUCAGCAUGGUUUGCAAAAUUGAGGCUCCUUGAUAUGAUAAAUCUUAAAACAUGUGAUUGAAUUUUAAAAAGUGAUAUUUUGUAGAAGCCCCUUUGCUUUUUCUUUUUUUUUUUGGAGCAUUAUUUUGUCAGUUAUGAUUUAAUACAUCACUUGCACAUUUAUAGCAGUGGUUCUGUUUUUGCCUCCUCUUUUUUUUUAUAUAGGAUCUGCAUGAUCUUUUUGUGGCAAAAUUUCUCUUGUAUAGUCUUCAAUGCUUGUUGUUGGUAAAUUGCGUCUCUGCUUGCUUUUCUUCUUAUUACUGUUCUUGUUAUUCUUAUGUUCUAGAUUUAUGCUUAAAAACAGAAUUUAUCUGUUGCUUGCGGCAGUUCCUGCAUUCAUCUGAAAAGUACCUGUAUAAGUUGAUAAGAUUCUUGGUGGAGAGGAUUUCAGAGUUGUCUGAAAGUGCUAGGGUUGCUAACCAUAAAUUACAAGUGCUAUAAACACACUAAGAGAAGAUAACUUAAGAAGCUCUUUCCAGGACUCAACUGAAGAAGCAGAUGGUGAGAGGGUAGUUGGUGAUUAUUCUAAAGUUGAAAGCAAAUUAAAUGAUCUCGGAAUGGAGACUCAGACACCUGGAACAGAGGGUACCAAGUGUGACACCUCUAUCAAUCAGGCCAACAAAGAUGAAUCGAGCUCCAGGGUGGAAGGUUUUAUCAAGGAUGAAGUGAAUUUUGUAUUAAAUGAAAAGGAAUUGGCCGAAGGACAGGUUGAUGCUGGAAGAGGUUCUUUUGAAAAUGAAGAGAAUCCUCCUCAUAUUGGCGAUGAACAUUCGACAGUCUUGAAACAAAAGGAGAAAGAACUCAUUGAUGAAGGAACUGUAAGGACUUCAGAACUAGAGCAUCUUGAACAAGAAUUGGAACUGAUGAAGGCAGCUGCGGAAAUGGCAUUUGAUAACCAACAUUCUGUUGACUUCUACAUUGACCAGUUGAAUGAACAACUACAAGCUAAAAGGCAUUACCUUUUGAAAUCGGAGUCAGAAUGGGAUGCUGUAAGAAAACCCUUGGAAGAGAGAAAGAGAAGUCUCGACGAGGAUUCUCUAUGUUCAAACAAUCCAGAUGCACAAGAAAUGCUCCAAAAGUUGAGAGAAGUGCAGGAGGAAGAGCAAUCCAUUUUAUCUGAAAUUAUAAAGAGGGAGGAGGAACAUUCAAAACUUUCUGCAGAUCUUGAGAAACAGCAGAAAGUGGCAUCCAGGAAAUCCUAUACUAAUCGGAUCAAGGAGAUUACAAAAAAUAGCCGGAAACAAGAUGCUGAUAUUGAGCGGAUCUUAAAAGAAACUAGGGAGGUUCAAUUGGAGAGUAAUUCUAUUCAGGAACGCUUGCAUCGGACGUAUGCUGUUGCAGAUGAAAUUGUCUUUAGGGAAGCAAAGAAAGAUCCAACAGGACUGCAAGUUUAUAGGCUCCUCGUUAGCAUCCAUAAAGGUUUUGAGCAAAUAUCUGAGAAAAUUCUGGCAACUGAUAGAGUUAGAAGAGAAGUAGCUGAAUAUGAAAUGAAACUGGCAGCCACGGCUUCGAAAAGCUUAGAUGUGAGCAAACUUCAAUCUGAUCUUGAUGCCAUUGUUAGGGAAAAUAAAAACCUUGCAUAACAGUUACAGGUAAGUGAAGUUGUUUCAACAUCUAUUGGAAAUUGGCAGCCACAGCUUCCAGAACCUUAGAGUGAGCAAGCUGCAAGCUGAUCUUGAUGCCAUUGCUAGGGAAAAUGAAAACAUUACAUAACAGUUACAGUAUAAGUGAAGUUAUCUCAACAGCUCAUUGGAAGCAACUAUUUCUUUCGGUCAAUUACCAUUCUUUCCUGUUUUGGGGUUUCAAAGUUCUAUACAUGAACACGUUAAGAAUUUGUUUUUUCUUUUUCUCAUUGGUUUGAGUGAUUGACGGAAAUAUUCAUGUUUGUCUUUGGGUUUUGUUCAUUGUGCUUUCUACAAGCCUUAAAUUUAUUCG
Gastrolobium bilobum is the source of this 2735-nucleotide messenger RNA. RefSeq lists its product as uncharacterized. The record is from RefSeq and is a predicted model, not a curated record. NCBI's taxonomy places the organism in Eukaryota, Viridiplantae, Streptophyta, Magnoliopsida, Fabales, Fabaceae. Bases 1358 to 2383 code for a protein of 341 amino acids. Gene Ontology annotation, molecular function: cullin family protein binding. Gene Ontology annotation, biological process: positive regulation of ubiquitin-dependent protein catabolic process. The transcript is spliced from 5 exons.